CACACCAUGGCAAUGGCGGCGGCGGCGGCGGCGGCGGUAGCGGGCGGAGCCGCUCAGACCACCGAGCCGCAGCCGCCGCCGCCCGGUCCUUGUUGAGUUACGGCUCCAUUGAGCUGCGCAGCUCCGGGCGGGCAGGAGCGGACCCUGCCGAGAGCGGAGUCCCGGUCCCCGCUGCUCCCCGAGCCAGCGCCGGCACGAUGUUGUUCUCGCUGCGGGAGCUGGUGCAGUGGCUGGGUUUCGCCACCUUCGAGAUCUUCGUGCACGUGCUGGCGCUGCUCGUGUUCUCUGUGCUCCUGGCGCUGCGGGUGGACGAGCUGGCCCCGGGCCUGUCGUGGUGGAAUGUGUUCGUGCCCUUUUUCGCCGCCGACGGGCUCAGCACCUACUUCACCACCAUUGUGUCGGUGCGCCUCUUCCAGGAUGGGGAGAAGCGGCUGGCGGUGCUCCGCCUCUUCUGGAUCCUCACUAUACUCAGCCUCAAGUUCGUUUUUGAGAUGCUGCUGUGCCAGAAGCUGGUGGAGCAGACCAGGGAGCUCUGGUUUGGCCUUAUCAUGUCCCCAGUCUUCAUCCUUCUGCAACUGCUCAUGAUCCGGGCUUGUCGUGUCAAUUAGCCCUGCUAGGAGGGGACACUGCGUUGGACUGGAGAAAAGGAAUUCCAGCAGGGAAGAAUCUGUUCCAUAGGUCUCAAUUUUUCUUCAUGCUUUCUUCAUGCUUUGCAUCCUAGCUCCAGGAGGGUGGGCAGAUGUGUGGAAAAAAACAAAACAAAACACUGAUCACUAAAUAGAGGUAUUCCUUUUUUCCACUUUUUUUUUUUUUUUUUUUUUGCUUUGAGUUGUAUUCCUGCCCCUUCUCCCUCGUUUUCAGUCUCCUUGAUUUGAGAUGAGUUCUCGAUUGGACAGUUUAAUUGCCUAGAUUGUAAAGGAGCUUUGCCGUUAGAAAUUGCUUUUUAAUAAAAUGUACUGUUGGAA
Messenger RNA from Antechinus flavipes (yellow-footed antechinus), 965 nucleotides. It is a transcript of the gene TMEM203, whose product is annotated as transmembrane protein 203. Gene Ontology annotation, cellular component: endoplasmic reticulum. The record is from RefSeq and is a predicted model, not a curated record. Bases 198 to 608 code for a protein of 136 amino acids. Lineage: Eukaryota; Metazoa; Chordata; Mammalia; Dasyuromorphia; Dasyuridae. Gene Ontology annotation, biological process: intracellular calcium ion homeostasis. The transcript has 2 exons.